AUGGACCACUACGGCGUGGCCUACCACGGCGACGACGUCGGCCAGUUCAGCGGCCGAGGAGCGGAGUACGCGACGGUCACGUCCGCGCCACCCAAGCGGCCGGCGGGGCGGACCAAGUUCCGGGAGACGCGGCACCCGGUGUACAAGGGCGUGCGGCGACGCGGGCCGGCGGGGCGGUGGGUGUGCGAGGUGCGGGAGCCCAACAAGAAGUCCCGCAUCUGGCUCGGCACGUUCGCCUCCGCCGAGGCCGCGGCGCGCGCCCACGACGUCGCCGCGCUGGCCCUCCGCGGCCGCGCCGCAUGCCUCAACUUCGCCGACUCCGCGGACCUGCUCACCGUCGACCCGGCCACGCUCCGCACCCCCGAGGACAUCCGCGCGGCCGCCAUCGCGCUCGCCGAGGCCGCGUGCCCUCACGACGCGUCCUCCUCCCCCUCCUCUGUCCCAGCCGUCCAAGCUGCCGCGCCGGCGCCGGGGAUGAUGAUGCACCACCAGGGGAUGUCGCUGCAGCUGGAGGCGGCCGCGGCGGCGCCGUAUGACGACUACACCAUGUACGGAAGCAUGGGGGGCUUCGACAAUCACUCGUACUACUACGACGACAUGAGCGGCGCCUACGGGGGCGGAGAAUGGCAGAGUGGCUCGCAUGUGGACGAGGACGACGACGAUGGCAGCGGCAGCUGCGGCUACGGCGCCGGCGAGGUGACGCUAUGGAGCUACUGAUCGACCCAGCUGGUUUUGAGUUGGUCCGCAGCUUUGAUUAAUUUGGAGCGCGGGAAGAUGAUACAGUAAGAUAGAUUUGUCUAGCCGGUGAAGUAGAGAACAGGGAAUGCAAAAUGCAUCGCCAUGCUCAUGUCCUUCCUCUUUUCGAGCGGGAUUGAGAUCGAUCCUUUCGCUAUGUCGUUCAGUGUAGGAUAAAGAAGAAGAAACAUAGUUGGUCGGGAGCUCAAUUAAUUUGGAGCGCGGGAAGCAGAUAUUUGUCUACCCGUAAAGCAUAGAACAGGCAUGCAAAAUGCAUCGCCCUGUCCUCUUUUUUUAUAUAUUUUUUUAAGCUUGAUGAAAAUUUUGUAACA
Messenger RNA from Lolium rigidum, 1067 nucleotides. Its product is annotated as dehydration-responsive element-binding protein 1C-like. NCBI's taxonomy places the organism in Eukaryota, Viridiplantae, Streptophyta, Magnoliopsida, Poales, Poaceae. The transcript has a single exon. The record is from RefSeq and is a predicted model, not a curated record. Gene Ontology annotation, biological process: regulation of DNA-templated transcription. The coding region runs from base 1 to 717 and encodes 238 amino acids. Gene Ontology annotation, molecular function: DNA binding; DNA-binding transcription factor activity.